Messenger RNA from Mizuhopecten yessoensis (Yesso scallop), 2992 nucleotides. RefSeq lists its product as uncharacterized. Lineage: Eukaryota; Metazoa; Mollusca; Bivalvia; Pectinida; Pectinidae. Gene Ontology annotation, molecular function: zinc ion binding. The coding region runs from base 1102 to 2673 and encodes 523 amino acids. The record is from RefSeq and is a predicted model, not a curated record. The transcript has 3 exons.
UGUGUUUAGAAGUGUUAAAUGAAAGUAUUUGCACACGGAUUUAGUUUACAGUAGUUAUAAAUAUAAACAGCAACUUCAGUUAGCUUUUUAUCCAAUAGGAAGAAUCCAUGUACAUAUUUUAAAUAUUACAUAUGUGUAGAAUCGGACAAUUUGUACAAACAUGUAACACAGGUAACUAAGUGUUAAUGACAUAAACCCAAGAUAGAAGAGGAAAAAGGUCACAAUCAAGAACGAGUGACACCUAUAAAACCUGAUAUAAAUAAGAUGCGGAUACUGAUGGUGGAAGGCAGAUUUGCUGUUGACUGCUGCUGACAACACUAAAAGCUGGGACGCCAUGCGAUAGGUUAUGCAUUCUAACACCAUACGACAACACUGAAAGCUGGGACGCCAUGCGAUAGGUGAUGCAUUCUAAAACCAUACGACAACACUAAAAGCUGGGACGCCAUGCGAUAGGUGAUGCAUUCUAAAACCAUACGACAACACUGAAAGCUGGGGCGCCAUGCGAUAGGUUAGACAUUCUAACACCAUACGACAACACCGAAAGCUGGGACGCCAUGCGAUAGGUUAUGCAUUCUAACACCAUACGACGACACUAAAAGCUGGGACGCCAUGCGAUAGGUUAGGCAUUCUAACACCAUACAAACGACACUGAAAGCUUCUCCGAAAUACUAUUUCUUCCAACUGUCGCCUUGUCCAACUAUCUACAAACACGUGCUAGUUGGCAAACCCGGAAAUAUGCUGUUUACCGCUCGGUUAAACUUUCUUCUGUCGCCAAUAAAAUCAAGUCCGCUAAGUGUUAAUUUCGCUCUUCUCAUUCAUCAACUAUCUAUGCAUCAUAUUUUAGUUUAAUUCUCUGUAAGGAUAAUUUUGCCAACCUUACGGAGAUCGAAAAAGACGAAAGUUUAACUGCGGCGACAAUGUUACGGUAUACAACAGUCCGACAUAUGUACAUUGACACAAAUAUUAAAAACGUAAUUCGCUUCGCAUUAACAAGACAGUCCCUGAUGUUUGAUUGUCGACGCUGUUUAACUUUUGGAAUAACACGUAAGCUUGGUUUUAUGUAUCAUUACAACCUUUGACGUGGAUAUACAUGUACCAAAUAUGGAAUGUAUAAAACAUCCGGGUUCCUCGAUAGUUUCAGUGUGUAUUACGUGUGGUGCCACGCUGGUCUGUGUUGACUGUAUGACUGACAAAGAACAUAAAGGUCACGUGUUCGAAAAACCGAAUAAAAUUGCAAUUGACAUUAAAGCAAAGCUCAAGCCGAAGGAAACGGAAGAUUGUAAACUUGAGGCGAACUUAGAAUCUGAUUUGAAGGAGAUAAGGUCACUAAAAACACAACAAGACAAUAAACAAAAAGAAAGGGUCAAGUCAAUUAACAUCCAAAAAGAGGUUCUCAUACAAACUGUUACCGAAAUGACUGAUAGCUUUAUAUCGCAGUACGAGACUCAAACUCACAGUAAUUGUGUUAAACUGCAAGACGCGAUCGAUGUUAUUUCAACAAAAUUAGAAAACGUGAGACGACACAGAAACGAGAUAGAACGCUUGCUUGACGAAAAAGAUGUUCUAGCAGUGGUGAAUGAUUCACGAAAUCUUAAAGAUGUUGACGGGCAAAGAAAACCGUAUCCCCAACUUGCAGAAAUCGAAUUUACCCGCGGUAAAGUGAAUAUUCAUCAGCUGAAAAUCAUGUUCGGGGGCACAGCGGCCGAACUGAACGAACUAGCGACACUAGAAGGAGCCCAGGUGGUGGCUGAUAUGACUCUUUCUGUGAAUAAAAGUUCCGAUUUCGUUGGUACCGACAUACGUCUGGGUAGGGAACUUGUCUUGGAGUCUACCUUGAAAUAUUCUGAAUCAAAUUAUGUGAGUGCUAUGCGUAAUGACUCUUACGGAAACUCGUGGGUAAAAUGUCACGGUGAGAGGAAAAUAAGUCUUAUAGACAAAAGCGGACACGUAGACAAAACUGUGACAUUUUACUUCGGUGUGAGAGGCAUGACAACCACUAAGGACAAUACACUGUUACUAUGUGGAGUUGAGGAUAGAGAUAUUAAACAGGUCAUACUUCCAAGCGGAAAUGCCACCUCAGUCUUCUCCACGGGGAAGUUGUUCCCUUUUAGCGUAUGUACGACACCCAGUGGCGACCUCUAUGUGACACUGAUGGAUAGUCGUGACUACAACGUUACUGCCAACAGUGAGAGAGUACUGGUGCGAUACUCCUCACAGGGACAAGAGAAGGACCGGGCUCGUUACGACAGACGGGGGGAUCCUUUGUUUGUCGGGCCGUACAGGGUAAGGGUCAGUAACACAGGGGUCGUUAUAGGAGUGAGCAAUUUAACAGAUAAACAAAACAGUCAUCUGGUUCUACUAAAUACUGACCUCACGUUACGAUUACGGUAUCUAGGUAACGGCAAGGUCGUGUCAGGGGAGGAGAAGUUUGAUACUACUACCUACAAACCGGAAACGAAUUAUGCAAUCAACGAUUUUAUCUUCGACUCAUUUGAUAAUAUCAUUAUCGUUGAGGUCUACAGUAAGUGUGUCCAGCUUCUGUCAAGAGACUGUGUCCAAAUGUGUACCCUCCUACCGACACAGGAGUAUACACCGGUGUCCAUGACCAUGAACGGUGACAGAAUGUGGCUAGGCUUUCAAAACGGAACUGUGAACGUUUACAAGUACGAGUAAUCCACUGCUGAACGAGGUACGGAUGAACUCUUUAUCAACUUCAAAUGGAUUGUAUGAUGUUAAAAAUAGACACCGGUUUUGUUUAGGCUUAUUCAUUUGAGUAUGCAUUCAUCUCUAUUUUGCAAUUGAAAAGAGGCGAAAAGUUGAAACAUCGAACAACCUCAAACGGAUCGACAUUCCGUUUCUUCUAUUUAAAGCUGAAUCUCAAUACAAUUUAUGUUAUUUGCAUUGUAUUAAACGAAAACGAAAACGAUUUUAAGGCCAUAUUUAUCGUAUUUUACACUUAAAUAAGUAUAUAGAAUGGUCAGGUAAUAGGGUU